Messenger RNA from Megalobrama amblycephala (Wuchang bream), 1539 nucleotides. It is a transcript of the gene rerg, whose product is annotated as RAS-like, estrogen-regulated, growth inhibitor. The coding region runs from base 206 to 817 and encodes 203 amino acids. The record is from RefSeq and is a predicted model, not a curated record. The transcript is spliced from 5 exons. Gene Ontology annotation, molecular function: GTPase activity; GTP binding. NCBI's taxonomy places the organism in Eukaryota, Metazoa, Chordata, Actinopteri, Cypriniformes, Xenocyprididae.
GUAGGCGGAUCCAUCAGUCUUUAAACACACACACACACACACACACACACACACACUCUCUCUGUCUGUCAGUGAAUGUCUGAGCUCUCACACACAUCCACAUCAUCUGAUCGGACCGGACUCGAGUGUUUCUCACGGUGGAGAUGACGGCGUCGCCACGGUGACUCUAUCAGCUCUGUGAUUGGCUCGUUCUGCUUGUGUUGUCAUGGCGAAGAGUCCAGAGGUGAAGCUGGCCGUGUUCGGCAGAGCAGGAGUGGGGAAGUCAGCUCUGGUGGUUCGGUUCCUGACGAAGCGUUUCAUCUGGGAGUACGACCCUACGCUCGAGUCCACCUACCGCCAUCAGGCCGUUAUUGACGACGAGACGGUCAGCAUGGAGAUUCUGGACACAGCUGGACAGGAGGACGUCCUGCAGAAGGAGGGUCACAUGCGCUGGGGCGACGGCUUCAUCCUGGUCUAUGACAUCACGGACCGCGGGAGCUUCGAGGACGUGGCUCCCCUGAAGGGCCUCCUGGACGAGGUCAAGCGGCCCAAACACGUGCCGCUGGUGCUGCUGGGAAACAAGGCGGAUCUGGAGCACGGCCGGCAGGUGGCCACGGAGGAGGGCGAGCGUCUGGCGGCCGACAUGGCCUGCGCCUUCUACGAGUGCUCGGCGUGCACGGAUCAGGUGGGCACGGGCGGAGGCGUGGCCGAGGCGUUUCACGAGCUGUGCAGGGAGAUCCGCCGCAGACGCGCCGUCCAGGGCAAGACCCGCCGCCGCAGCUCCACCACACACGUCAAACAGGCCAUCAACAAGAUGCUGACCAAGAUCAGCAGCUAAAACACCAGCUGCAAAACAUCAGCUUCAUCCUCGACGUCUAAACACUCUUAAAUCAAGAGACAUUUACUGGAGAAAUGAGUUUCCCUGAAAACUGUUUGUGCUGAAAACUCAAUAUCUGACAAUAGAGUCAGAGAAAAAAACACUCCAGUGAGGUUCAUCAGUGAACAUGAAUCCUGAAUCUUUCUUAAUACUAGUUAAUGUUAAUUUUAAGUUGUAAAUGUUAAUAUUAUUAAAUGGACCUGAGCUAAAAUAAAAUCAUGACAUACUCAUAAUUAUGAGAUGAAAAACUUGGAAUUGUCAUAAAAAGUCAAAAUUAUAACAAAAUAAAUCUUAAGUAUGAGAUCAAAAAGUCAAAAUAUGACAAUUAUGAUUUACAAAAGUGUGAUUUUUUUCGGGCUUCUAUAUAAUCUUAGUUAAUGUUUAUUUCAACAUUUACUAAUACAUUAUUAAAAUCAAAAGUUGUCUGAUACAUAUUAAUAUUGUUUAUUGACACUUUUUGAGCCAAAAUUUCAACUUAGUAUCAGUGUCAUAAUUUCAAUUUAUGUCAUAAUUAUUUCUUUUUUAGUCAUAAUUUUCACUUUUCCUCUCAUAAUUAUGACUUUGAAUGGCAUCAUCUCUGCUUUUUAAUGGCCAAAAUUUUGACUUAGUAUCAAAAUGUCAUAAUUUUCAAUUUUCAAUGGCAUAAGUAUGACUUUUUAAGCCAAAAUUACGACAUUAAUGUC